Messenger RNA from Trichomonas vaginalis G3, 786 nucleotides. RefSeq names its product transcription-initiator DNA-binding domain ibd family. Lineage: Eukaryota; Parabasalia; Trichomonadida; Trichomonadidae. The transcript has a single exon. The coding region runs from base 1 to 786 and encodes 261 amino acids. The record is from RefSeq and is a predicted model, not a curated record.
AUGUCUGCUGGAAAUACUAAUCAAGUUCCUUAUUUCCAAUUUCAACGUGAUACCCAAAAUUCAACUUCUGGAUAUCCAUUUCCCGUUGCACAGCGUAUCCCAGUUAUGCAACCAAUUAGUAUGUUUCACCCACAUGUUUACUCAACCCCGCCACCAGAUUAUGCCCAGGAUGGACAAACAAAAGUAUAUCAAGGUUCUAAAAAUCAGACAGUCCCAAUUCAAUUUAAUUUACCUGUACAGCAAAUACCUGUGCAAACUCAGCAAUUUGAGCCUCCUCAACCCCAAAUUAACGGUUUUGAAACCCAAAUGUUAAUAUAUCCUUCUCAAAUUGGUUUGAUUCCUCAUGAUUUUUGGAGACGCUACGAAACUAUUACAUUUCAGCAAAUGGUAGAUGUAUACUUUCAUAAACGAAAUUCAUCACCUUAUAGAUUUACCUUCAAACUUUAUAACGCACUCCUUUUAACAGAAAAAUAUCCUAAUUUGUUGCAUCUUGUAGGUGCAACUUGGCAGACAAAUAAGAUUCUCAAGAUAUAUAAAACCCCAUUUUCAUGUUUAAUUGGUACUCGAGUCGCAAAUAAUUCUUUAUUCCAUAAACAAGGCAAUUUUCCCACACACGGCUUUGCUGAGCUAACCACAGAAGAAGCACUCGCAAAAAAUAUUGAUAUCAGGCAAAUCGAUUUUGAUGAAAUAAGAUUGCUCCAUCAUGUUGAAGAAAAAUUCUAUCGGCAUUGUGGUGAGAAGGUUAUUAAUUUGUGCAUAUGGAUAGGAAAUUACAAUUCCAAUUAG